Pyricularia oryzae 70-15 is the source of this 1178-nucleotide messenger RNA. RefSeq names its product 54S ribosomal protein L49. The coding region runs from base 150 to 860 and encodes 236 amino acids. The record is from RefSeq and is a predicted model, not a curated record. The transcript has a single exon. Gene Ontology annotation, cellular component: ribosome; mitochondrial large ribosomal subunit. Lineage: Eukaryota; Fungi; Ascomycota; Sordariomycetes; Magnaporthales; Pyriculariaceae. Gene Ontology annotation, molecular function: structural constituent of ribosome.
AAAAAAUCCACCGUCAAUUGAGCCGCCCCGAAUACGGAAGGCUCACCCAACAUAUCACACACGAAGGGAAGGGCCGGCCUCAUCACAAAACCUGAAAAAAAAUUAAGUAACCGGGCACGGAUGCGGAAUAUACAAGGGACAAAAAAAAGAUGAACAACACACUGCUGCGCUGCUUAGGGGGCCUGAGGUCGUCCGUCCCGAGGCUUGCAGCGCCGGCUACAUCCACGCUGGCUCCUGCUGCCAGCAGGCUCCGGUUACAACACGCAAACUGGUUCAACACGUCGGCGCCCGUCGCUGAGCAGCCAUCUCUGGCAAAGGCACAACAAUCCAACUCCUCAGAUGCAACCAUCAGCGCGUCUUCAUUACCUCCGAAACCACAAACGGCAACCGACCCAUCGGCCGCUCCUCAGACAGCACUCUCCUCUAUCCCAGACCUCCUCCCGCUCCUCGCCGCCCAGCCGAAGCACUACAUAACGGUGCACAUUCAUGGGAAGCCGUACCUCGUGACCCCGGGCGACUCUGUACGCCUGCCCUUCAAGAUGCCCGGGGUUCUCCCCGGCGACACGCUCCGCCUGGACCGAGCCACCACCAUCGGUUCGCGCGACUUCACCCUGCAGGGUAAGCCCUAUGUCAGCACCGACCUGUUUAGGUGCCGCGCCACCGUCAUUGGCACCGACUCGGAGCCGAUCCGCCUCAAGGUUGUCAAGAAGCAGAGAACUAGACGUGCCAAGACAAUCAAGAGCAAGCACUUCUACACUACCAUCCGUAUCUCUGAGCUCAAGAUUGUGCUCCCCGAAGAGCCUGCCCCGAAGCCCGUUUCUGCACCGGGUUACAGCGACACUGGCAUUGUCUGGUCCUGAGAAUGGGGAGUCAGAUGGUGAAAGCUGGGAAUGACAUUUUGCGAAUACUUUGAUCGGCUCGGCCUGACUUUUAAGCUUGGUUAGGGUGAGUAUUGAAGGAAAUGGCUUCUUUUUUGAGCCAUAAUAUGUUUCGUUUGUAUCGACUAUGUUACCAACACGUGUAUAAAAAUAUAGAAUCGAGGCGAAUUCUUUUUGGUCGGAGUCUCCUUCCUCCUUAGGUAGCUUGUCGAAUGUAUUGGUAAAAUGCAAGACGCUCCGAAAUGUGAUGUUGUUUCAAUAAUGCCUUUGUAGCCAGUGAGAAACAUGUUUUUGUUCCGA